Messenger RNA from Oncorhynchus keta (chum salmon), 1557 nucleotides. RefSeq lists its product as uncharacterized. NCBI's taxonomy places the organism in Eukaryota, Metazoa, Chordata, Actinopteri, Salmoniformes, Salmonidae. The transcript has 2 exons. Bases 113 to 1084 code for a protein of 323 amino acids. The record is from RefSeq and is a predicted model, not a curated record.
UGAAACGGAACCUUUAAGGGAGAAAAGUGUUUCCAGCUGUGGAGUCACCUGACUCAUUCCUGUGUGUGUGUGUGUGUGUGUGUGUGUGUGUGUGUGUGUGUGUGUGUCCCCUAUGGGCUUGUUAUGUUUUAUUUCUGCUGAGGGGUGUGGAAGUUGUUGCAAUGUCACGGUCAGGAACACAAGACGUAAACAAUGUCUCCUCUAUAAUUAUGCUACCAAGCUAUUACCCACCAGCAUGGACAGGUCAUUUGAUGUAUUUAUGGACAGGUCAUUUGAUGUAUUUAUGGACAGGUUAUUUGAUUUAUUUAUGGACAGGUUAUUUGAUGUAUUUAUGGACAGGUUAUUUGAUGUAUUUAUGGACAGGUUAUUUGAUUUAUUUAUGGACAGGUUAUUUGAUUUAUUUAUGGACAGGUUAUUUGAUUUAUUUAUGGACAGGUUAUUUGAUUUAUUUAUGGACAGGUUAUUUGAUGUAUUUAUGGACAGGUUAUUUGAUGUAUUUAUGGACAGGUUAUUUGAUUUAUUUAUGGACAGGUUAUUUGAUUUAUUUAUGGACAGGUUAUUUGAUUUAUUUAUGGACAGGUUAUUUGAUUUAUUUAUGGACAGGUUAUUUGAUUUAUUUAUGGACAGGUUAUUUGAUUUAUUUAUGGACAGGUUAUUUGAUUUAUUUAUGGACAGGUUAUUUGAUUUAUUUAUGGACAGGUUAUUUGAUUUAUUUAUGGACAGGUUAUUUGAUUUAUUUAUGGACAGGUUAUUUGAUGUAUUUAUGGACAGGUUAUUUGAUGUAUUUAUGGACAGGUUAUUUGAUUUAUUUAUGGACAGGUUAUUUGAUUUAUUUAUGGACAGGUUAUUUGAUUUAUUUAUGGACAGGUUAUUUGAUUUAUUUAUGGACAGGUUAUUUGAUUUAUUUAUGGACAGGUUAUUUGAUUUAUUUAUGGACAGGUUAUUUGAUUUAUUUAUGGACAGGUUAUUUGAUUUAUUUAUGGACAGGUUAUUUGAUUUAUUUAUGGACAGGUUAUUUGAUUUAUUUAUGGACAGGUUAUUUGAUUGUAAAUCAACUGGUCUUAAAACCAGAAAGACCAAUUAAUAGACAAUUACAACCAUUUAAUUUGUUAAUUAUUCUUUUCUUUUUUUAAAUGUAAUUUAGCAGAUACUCUUAUCCAGAUUGACUUACAGCAGCAAUGAGGGUUAACUAUUUGCACAUAAUUACAACUUUGGAACUUUUGUGUGUGUGAGAGAGAAUUCCAUCCAUUUAAUGAAUGACGUAAUCAGUGAGGUCUCCAUUACAGUGACUGUUUCAGACUGGUUUCAGUCAGGCAUCUGAGUGAUGAGGAUGUCUGGGUCAGCCUUUUCAUUGAUGAAUGUACCAAUCAAUCAAUAAAAUGAAAUGCUAUUAUUAUACAAUACUAGAUUAUGUUCUGUUUCUGGUCCCGGUACCAACCAAACUCUCUUACUGUAUUUCAUUCAUAAGGGUAGUUGUGUUGUGGUCCACGUACCAACCGGGCCCUGCUGUGUAAGUCCUAUGAGAAGAGAAGGAUAUCUUACCAACAGGUUGUGAUU